Molecule: messenger RNA, 1392 nt
Organism: Toxotes jaculatrix (banded archerfish)
Lineage: Eukaryota; Metazoa; Chordata; Actinopteri; Toxotidae
Gene: glrx2
Product: glutaredoxin 2
Exons: 4
Coding region: 95-613 (172 amino acids)
Source: RefSeq, a predicted model, not a curated record
UUUAGGCAUAAACAGUGCAAAUAAGUGGCGAAAGGGAGGGUAUAGUAAUAGGCAGUGUGGCGUGUAACUCCAGAACUGUUUGUGCACUAACCGCAUGUUUCAUCCAGGCCAACAGGUCGAUUAUUUUUUGGCCGUAUGUUCUUUUUUCUCCAUGUUUUCUCGAGCAGGAUGUCUUCCUAGGUUGGCAUGGACCGGCUGCCGAAGAAUGGGAAAUUUUACAUCCUCCACUACUGGAGGCCUGUCCAGCACAGCCUGUGUACAGUAUGUCCAGGAGGUGGUGUCACAGAACUGUGUUGUGAUAUUUUCCAAGACCACCUGUCCUUAUUGUAAAAUGGCCAAGAAUGUGUUCAAUGAAAUCGGUGCUACCUACAAAGUGAUUGAAUUGGAUGAACAUAAUGAUGGGAGGAGACUGCAAGAGGCCUUAGCUCAAAUGACUGGUGCCAGAACGGUGCCAAGAGUCUUCAUUAAUGGAAACUGCAUCGGUGGUGGCUCCGAUACCAAACAGCUCCAUCAACAGGGAAAGUUGCUGCCCUUGAUCGAACAGUGUGCUCCCUGCUGUGCUGCCACCAGCUCUGAGGGCUCGGGGAGCGGACAGUUUGAGUCUGCUAAAUGACUAACCGUUUUUGUAGUUUUUUUCAAUCCUGUAUUUAUUAAAUGUUUGCUUGAUCUUAUUCUUCAAGUUGUACAUUGCUUGAGCACGACUAUGUUAUUUAUUCAUCAUGGUUCAUUUGAUACUUGAUAUUUAAGCUACAUACAUUUUCAGACAGGGAUGUAACAUAUAACAAUUAAAGCUGCAAUCUUUUAAACAAAACCUGUGAAUAGUGGAACUACAUCAAAUGCUUCUCUUCUGCAUGAUUGUUUUAUUGAACAAAAUUACUGCAAUAAACAAGCAUGAUCUUUCUAAACAUCGGGCAUCAUCAAAGAGUGAACAUCAGAAUUAUUGACUCAUGUUCCGUUAGGGUAGUUUGGGGUAAUUUUUCAUAUCUUGUUACACUGGAAGAACAACAGAUUUUUGUAUGAUUAGCACAUUUCAUUGUGCUAAGUAUUACAUAUUACAGUACAUUAUAUCUUACUGAGAAAUUUUUAAGUUAUUUGCAUAGACUGUAUGUGGAAAAAUAGCCAUUCUGUAUUUUUUAAUUUUUUUUAAAUUUAUUUUUAUUUUUUAUAACAGUUUGUCCGAGAUUUUGGCAGUAGCUAUGAUUGAUUUUAUUUGAUAUUAGAUAGGUGAUUGAUUUUUGCUAAACACAUGUACCGUGUUUGUAAGGAAUCAUGGUGCUGGUCAGUGUUAUGAAUAUAGAGAUUAAUGAACAUAUGUAUGAAGUCACCACCAUCUCAAAUGUUUUUAAUAAACUGAAUGUAUGUUUGUUAUUAUCAUUAAUAAAUAUGAAUGAA